AUGGCCUACAACAAAGACCUAAUCCCACCUCUUCUUCUUUACAGCACCAACUACACAACUUCUCAGACUCUUGCUCAUUGCAAUACUAACGACAUCAGAAAUGAGGAGCAGAUCAUAACCGGUUCCGUAAGAGAACCCAACAAAGAGAGGGAAAAGUACAUGCAGUCACGUUGGAAUCCCACGCCUGAGCAGAUGAUGGUGCUUGAAGAGGUCUACAGCAGCGGAACGCGGACGCCUACGACCCAACAGAUCCAAGAGAUUGCAUCUAAGCUCCAAAAGUAUGGGAGAAUUGAGGGAAAGAACGUUUUCUACUGGUUCCAAAACCACAAGUCAAGGGAGAGACUGAAACGACGCCGUUCUGAUCAACAAGGAGAAGUUGCUAUCAAUAACGUUCAUGAAGCAGCACUACGUAAGGGCAAUGUGGCUACGGGAAACAAGGAUUCAUCAUCAGUCUUGAGAAGGAGAGGUGAGCAACGAGUUAUUCACACAAAGACUUGCUUCACGUCUUUACACACACACCCACAGAACAAUUAUUUUGACAAUGAUGGGAAGACGGAGGAUUAUGAAAGGGGGUUGGAGGAAAAAGAAGGCAAGUGGCGAAAUCAGAUAAACCCAAUUAACACUUCAGACAGUAGCAGUAACUACCAUGUGAUCAUUACUUCUAAAAGAAGGCAAGAAGCAGAGCACCACCAGUACAAUAUGAAUGAAGAGGAAGAAACAAGAAAAAGCCGAACGCUAAAUCUCUUCCCGGUUAUAGAGAACCAAGAGAAACCCGGGGCAACCGGUUUUGCAGAGGAGAACACAAAACCAAACCAGUUGUGCUGCAACUACUAUUAUUAUUACGAGUUCAUGCCUCUGAUAAACUGA
Molecule: messenger RNA, 867 nt
Organism: Eutrema salsugineum
Lineage: Eukaryota; Viridiplantae; Streptophyta; Magnoliopsida; Brassicales; Brassicaceae
Product: WUSCHEL-related homeobox 6
Exons: 4
Coding region: 1-867 (288 amino acids)
Biological process (GO): plant organ development
Molecular function (GO): DNA-binding transcription factor activity; DNA binding
Source: RefSeq, a predicted model, not a curated record